This is a messenger RNA of Aedes aegypti (yellow fever mosquito), 2190 nucleotides long. RefSeq names its product platelet-activating factor acetylhydrolase IB subunit beta homolog (gene Paf-AHalpha). The coding region runs from base 340 to 1017 and encodes 225 amino acids. The transcript has 2 exons. Lineage: Eukaryota; Metazoa; Arthropoda; Insecta; Diptera; Culicidae. The record is from RefSeq and is a predicted model, not a curated record.
CGAAGGUGGAUGACAGACACAAAGCCAGACAUCCAGACGACGAGAAAGAAGAAAAAAAAGUGUGCAAAAGAAAGGUUGUGCAGCUGCUGCUUGCUGGGAGAAAAGUGCUUUUUUCUGAUCUCUUGUGUCGUUGCAGCAGUGAAAUUAGUGCUCAUUUCAUUAAUUUAGUGAUCUUCCCAUUUUGAAUGCAUGUAUUAAGUUUUUCUUAGAGCUCGUCAUUGCUUCCCAUCGGACGACCGGUCGUGUUUACAAACGAUUUUUUUCUACGGCUGAACUUUCUCAUCCCAAAGAGUUGCUGCUUCUGCUUUUGCUGAUAUCUCCGAGGUGGAAAAACCCGAAAUGACUUCGACGACGCUUCCUACAAUCUGCAAGGACCUAGACGGUGACGACCGGUGGCUAAGUGUGCACAAACGUUUCGUGCAGGAAUGCAAGGAGAAGGAUCCGGACGUGAUGUUCAUCGGGGAUUGCAUCCUGGAGUCGUUGCAGUUUACCGAAUAUUGGAACAGUAACUUUGUGCCGAUGCAUUGUUUGAAUUUUAGCAUACGAAACGACCGGAUUCAGAAUGUCCUCUGGAGGUUGCAGAACGGGGAGCUGGAAAACGUGAAACCGAAGGCCAUUGUGCUGCACGUUGGGACGAACAAUAUUAGCGACAGUGCCGAAGAGGUGGCCGAAGGACUGCUGGAACUGGUCAAGACGAUCCGGAGUAAGCUGGCCGACGUUUAUAUUGUGAUUCCGACCCUUCUUCCACGUGGCCACCAGCCGAACGCUUUGCGGGACAAAAACGGUGCCGUCAAUCAGCUGCUCAAGGAACGCUGCGUCGGCAUGAACAAGGUGCAGAUCGUCUGCGUGGACUCCGGCCUAAUACAGAGCGAUGGCACCAUCAGCCACCACGACAUGUUCGACUACCUAAAUCUGACCAACGUUGGCUGCAAGAAGGUGUUCGAACCGGUUUGGGACCUGCUGCAACAGAUACUGACGGAGAACGAGAAGGAACGUGACCUCACCCCAUCGGAGUGAACCGUGCUGGAAACGAGUCAAUUGAUGAAAGCAACACGCAUUGGAUCGGAAGCAGCAAUGGUGGAGCUGUGCAACAUUUUCAUAAUCAUACAUUAAUAGGUUUUAGUUUAUUCGUUUUGUUUCGCUUGCAGCCGAUAAGGUAGGAAUAAAGUUUGGUAAAAUGUAUCACAACAAUUGCACAUUCCCCUUGAUUACGGUAGAAAAGCUUAUUCGAAUACAUUGAUUCACGCUAGGUUUAUGAUUGUAUUUCAUAUUGAUGAUUAUUUUCACACAAACACACAAUGAUAUUAUUUAUUACACGAAUCGAUUAUUAUUUAUUAGGCUUAAUGCUAGUUUUAUAUUGAAAAGGUCAAAGAUUUUUCUUCUCUAGUAACAUAUUUAGAUAUAUGCAUUAUGUGUUAAAAGUAGCUUCCAAUAAGUUCUGCUUAACUCCAAGAAAACCCCGUACUAGGCUAGUUGUUAGGGCUUCAACCCAUUCCGUAGACUUGUCUUCUUAGAUGUAGUAAUUCUUCAAACGAUUCCACCUUACCUCACAAUAACAUAACAAAAAACGAAUGUUUCCACGAGUGAAAAACUAGAAUUUACUAUGAUCUCAACUUUGAAGAACUGAAAUCUACGAAGAAAUACAAAUCUACUAAGCAGAAUUGCAUAUUUUCUAAAGUACAUGAAGAACAAUAUUACAUUCUAUUGUUAAACCUACAAUUGCAAAACCGGAACAUUAAAUUUGUAGUGCGAUAAUCAAAAAGACUUUUAAUUGGACUUGAGCAACUAAAUAACCAAAAAAACAUUAAGCGCAUUGGAACCAUAGACAAAAGAUUUCAAAUAUCCGGUGCAGCGUACGGUUAGUCCGUACUUUUCGAAUACUUUUUAAUCUAGUUGACAUUUUGUUAUAAUUACAUUUUAACGCCUUACAUUCCAAUAACCGAUAUACUUACCCAUACCUAAGUACUAAUUUCAACUGCAAGUUUGUUCCGAGUCGUAACUCGAAACCGGAUUCAAGUACACAUUCCAAAGAUAACGGUUGGACACUGAUGCCUGAUGAAGUGAAAGGAUGAAACGUCAGGGCGAAAUGUUGAGCUCUGUAAAUGAGGCACCGGAGAUGUAUGGAUGAAUGAAUAACCCCAAGAUUGAUUAGAUGGAAAUAAAGAUGCUGUGCAGUUAAUUUGCUAUUGA